This is a messenger RNA of Protopolystoma xenopodis, 1170 nucleotides long. The record is from the annotation of a GenBank genome assembly. NCBI's taxonomy places the organism in Eukaryota, Metazoa, Platyhelminthes, Monogenea, Polystomatidea, Polystomatidae.
AUGUCCAACUCGAAAACUCCUAUUCGUCCCAAAAACAGCCGACCUUUUACCCCUACAUCCUGUUCUGUAUUGCCAAAAAGUUACACAAAAACUCCAAAGACCCCCCUGCAAAAGACACCUAAUAAGAAUAAUUUUACAGCAAGAGACGCAGACAGAUUUAUUCCUAAUCGUCAGGCCACUGAUGUAGAGAGGGGCCAUUACUUCUUACUCCAAGAAAAUGCCAUCACGGAUGAAAAUGCAAAUAAUACAGACAUUGAGUACAAACAAGCUGUUGUUGAGAGCAUCUGUCCCAAUAACGGCCAGGGAGAUAAAAUCCUUGGUUUUAUUUCCAAACAGGCCCCUAGACCAGUUUUUGCCCCACUUCAUAAUGUGCCAAAUGCCCGUAAAAAAGCCGUUUCCCAGCGUUUCAUUCCAAAAAGUCCUCAAAAAAUACUUGACGCUCCUGCUUUGGUGGAUGAUUUCUAUUUGAAUAUAUUGGAUUGGUCUCUGGACAAUAAUCUAGCCAUCGCAUUAAAUAACGAAGUAUACGUAUGGAAUGCUGAAACUGGAGAUAUAAACUUUCUUAUGCAUACGGAUUUGGAAAGUGAUUAUGUAUCAAGCCUUAUCUGGUCCCGCGAUUCCCCUAGCGUCAUAUCUGUCGGAACUAGCUCAGGAAGUGUUCAGUUGUGGGAUAGUACCCAAUCUAAGCUAAUGAGGACGAUGAUCCCUUCAGGCUCAAAUGGUUUUUCGCGCAUUCCUGUGCAAGCUUGGCAUGACCAUAUCAUUUCUGCUGGAUCUAGGUCUGGAGGGAUAUCCCACCAUGAUAUCCGCAUUCCUUCACAUGAAAUAGGGUCGUGGGGGCUCCAUAUACAAGAAGUCUGCGGUCUUGCUUGGUCGCCUGAUGGUCGAAACUUGGCUUCCGGUGGCAAUGAUAAUACCCUAGCCAUAUGGUCUUCUGAUGAGAUCCCAAAGCGCACUAAUGCAAAACCUAUGCACACUUUGUUAAAUCACAAGGCCGCGGUCAAAGCUAUCGCGUGGUGCCCAUGGAAACCAACCUUGCUUUGCUCGGGGGGUGGCAGUGCGGAUCAUCAUUUAAGAUUUUGGAAUGCCGGCACUGGAAAUGCCCUACAGGCCUUUGACGUUGGAGCCCAGGUAUCAUUUCAAUCCACAUUUUCUACUCCAUACUACUAA